AUGGAGACACUUAAAGGACACACUGAUAAUGGCAUAACAUGUGUAGCCAGUAAAUGUACACUUGCGCGGUAAGUAAAUAUUAUAAUGCCAUAUCUACCCACUAUUAUUCGAGAAAUGUCGAGAAAUGUUUGUUUGUUCGGUAGUUAUUAAGUAAACCAAUUAUUUGCCAUACUGGUAGUUUUGUUUAACGUUCGUUAGUCGUUUAAUUCAGUCGUAAUCUUAAACAAAUCCGAAGUGCCUGUCAAUAUUUUUCUAAUUGGUACAUUUUAUUUCAAAACACGCGAAAAAAAAAAUAAGUAAUAUAUGGUAGACGAGGUUCAUCUCGUUAAUUUCGCUUAAUAUUCAGAAAAAUUUAGUAAAAUUAAUUCGAAGUAUUUGUUUCGAAAAUUCUUUACACGUAAUUAAUUUUGUGAAUUUUUAGAUUCUGAGCAAAGGAAUGCAUUAGUUUGUUCAAUGUUCCUUUUUUUUUUUUUUUUUUGUUGGACAAAUUUUCUACCAGAAAUGUUGGUUCGAUUUAUAAUGAUAACAUUUUUUCUGAAAGGAAAUCUUAAUGGUGUAUUACUUUAGACGGGUUAUUUUUUAAUUUUCUCAUGAGUUUUCCCAAUAAAUUUGAAAAAACGGAAGAAAUACGGGAAAACGUACAAAAUGUAAAUAUUAGCGCUAAUUUUUAUGCGCAUUGAUUCAGUGAUGAUAGGUCAAUUGAUUUUACAAUUUAUGUUUAUAGCGAUUUAUAAUCUAUUGAAACAAUAUAAAAGCAGAAUAAUACACAUAGGUAUAUGUGUAUAUUUUUGUAUGGCCCGGUGAAAUGUUUAAAAUGGCCUAAUUUCGCAUACACGGAAAAAAAAACUGAAAUUACUCUUUUGUCUCCACAGUUCCGAUAUUUGCAAAUAUUGAAGAUUUCAGUAGUAUAUCUAAUAGUUAAUGUGCUUUAGUGUUUGGUUUGCUUCGUUCGUAAAUCGUCUAUUUUUGCUGCUUUUUCGGUUUUACUUCUUGUAUUGUUUCAAUUUCCGAUAUUUCGAGGAGGGUUGUUACAUAUUGUUUUCCUCGCGUAUUUUUUUCAGUUUUUUUGAGUUUUCCCAUUCCCUUAUUGUUUUUACUGUUCACGAUUACCUAAUGGGCUAUUUCAUUUGCAGAUACGUUAGUAUGUACAAGUUGAUGUUUAUUUUCUCCACACAGUUUCAUCAGCAUCCUCCAUUCUUUACUGUUAUUUCGGGCCAAGUUUAGCUCGACUACAAUAUUUCCAUAGUCUAUUUCACAUAUUAUUGAUCUGUGUUGGGCUACUAUUGCUUGGGCUACUCGUUUUGUGCAUAGCUGUUCGAUAUUUUCACUGACGAAGAUAUUAUCCGGGUUAUUAUAUCCUCUUUUCCAUCGCUGUAAAAGGGAACUUAAAACUUUGAGUCGUGUAUCGGUUGCAUUUGUCCAUUUAUCUACACGCUGGUCAUCUUCAUUGGUCUCAUCGUACCCUCAGCUGAGGCUUUAACUAUUUAAAUCACAAAGGACUAAUUUUUGUUUUUCGAUUUUUGCAGUUUGUGGGCUCAGCAAAUUUAAACGAUGCGUUUGGUGGCUUAUAUUUCAAAGAUAUUAGGUAUGACUUACCCUAGUCAUAUAUUACCCAAGUCGACAGUGAUUAUUUCUAUAUAGUGUCCUCGUCCGUGUGUCAAAUCAGUACAAAUACUGAUUUGACAUUAAACAAAGAUUGCGUUACCAUAUUUAUAGUGUGGAGGACGUCGGCCUAUUAUCUUCAUGUCAGUUAUACAUGGGUUAUGUUCAGAAUAUUUUCUGUGAGUUUCCCGUAGACACUGUACGGUCUACAUUGUUUUUCUUUAUUAUGUGCAAAAUUAUUUCCUCUUUCUCUGAUGUUAGUUCCUCAAUAUAAAGUUACAUUUACGUAAGGUAUAGUCCUGAUAAGGAUCAUUUAGUUAGGUCAAUUGACGGUUGAAAGAAUGGCCGUCAGUAUAUUAAUAAAAUACGUCUUUAUUUGUAAUCAGAUGAAGUCGAUAUUCAGAGGGCACCACGUGGAGGCUCUUUAAAUGCUUUAAAUGUUUAAUAACGACGCGUCUUUUUAAUUUAAACAAAUUAUUUUUUAAAGAUGGUCAAAACCACGAAUCGUGCGAAAAUUAAUGUUUGCGUCCAAAGAUGUGUUGUUAAUACAAAUAGGAAAAACGUUAGUUUUCCAUAACGUGAGAACGGGAGAAGACGUUUUAGUAGUAGUGGGAAAUGAUUCCACUCCAUCGGACGUCAAUUUACCUUUGGAUAGUGUUGGAUUCGUUUCUUGUGGUCCGGAUAAUAUACUGGCAUUGGCUGAACACCCGCCGUUGGCCAAGGUGGCCAUAUGUAAAUAUCCCGAUUUAGAAGUCUUAGCGACUCUUGUUGGUAAGUACUAAAAAUAUAUCACUGUAUUUAAAUUUUAUUUAGGGUAUUCUUGUUAUAUGUAGUCCACCACGUAUUUUUAUAUUUAAUUAAAAUAUUAAUAAAUGUAGAAAUAAUAAUAAAAAUAUUUAUAUAUUAUAUAAUAUAUUCUAGUAAACAUCAUUCAAUAAUACAUAAGCGUAUAAAUCAUAUUUAGUGGUGUUGGGGGGGGGGGUAAUUUCUAGAAAAAUAUGAAAGGUGCUAUCGGCGUACUGCGUACAUCCCGCUAGUUAUGAGAUUUAAUAUUAUUUUUAGUAAUUAUAAAUUUCAAAAAAAAAAAAAAAAUACAAAAUCGAAUGCACUUUUUAUUUUUUUAAAAUGUAAAAUCUAAUUUUCUAGGCUUUUUUGCCAGAUCAUCUACCACUUACUCAGCCGUUAGUGGACUCAGUCCAUGAAUGGUUAACAUCGUAAACCCAUUGAGCCGGGUCUAAUAUUGAUAUAUUUUAAGUGAAAUAAUUUUAUGUUACAUAAAAUAAUACUAAUUAUAUUACUUGUCACAUUAGAUUUAUUGUUGAAGUACGAUAACAAUGUAUUUUUUCUUUUACCUCCUAUUUUAUUAUUAAGUUUUAUAAUUUUUAAUUUCAAAAAUAUAAAACUAAUACAAAUAGCUAAUGGGAAGUUGGUAAAAAUAAGUCUAGUAACAAGUAUUAAAAAAAAAAAAAAAAAAUUAUUUAAUUGUACCUAUUCUAUACAUUUUAUAUUAUUAUAUAUUUUUGUUAUCAUCACAAUAAUUAUUAAAUUGAUAAUGCCAUGGCAUCCAUGCUCCACUCAGCGUUGAUAACCGCAUUAAACAAUAUCCACAUAUAACAAACCUUGACCACAUAGUUAAUACAAAUCAAUGAGUUAUCACUAUAUAUAACCAUUAAUCAGUAAAUUAGUUGAACAAUUUAUUAAUAAUUUUUUGGUACAACAAAUAUAUGUAUAUUGUAAUUGUUAAUAUAACGUAUAAACUAUACGAUGCGACAGUGAAUUUUCACAUCAUUUACAAAUUUUCUACCAUAAAUAUAGCUAUAAUAGAAAAAUAACUUCAGACAUUUUUAAUUUACUUCGUGAGUAAAAAAAUAAUUUCUUGAUUUUCUCGGUAGUUUUAAUAAUUAUUAGAAAAAACUGGAUAAAACAAAAAAUGACAAAUUUAUGGCGGUACUGUUCCAUUAUUUUUAAUUUUUACGCUUUCAGUUUUCUACUAGAAAUAUUGCUCCAAUUUGGGGCAUUUGAAGUAUUUGAGUAUACCAUAUUUCGCCUGUCCUCUUGUGUGUUUAAUUGAUAUUAAUAGUAUUAUAUUACAGUAUAAUAUGUAUUAAUAUUUUCGACUUGUUAACACAUAAUUGGUGCUUUUAUACAUACCUCGUCUGCUUCUUCGUCUUCAUCCUAACAAUUUGGGAUCCUUUUAAACCAAUAUUAUUUUUUUUAAAGUAUUAACUUAUUAAUUCAUAAUAAGAUGAAGUUUUAGUUUAAAUUCUUUAAAUAAAUAGUUUUGUUGAAAUUGACUAAAUCUUACCUAACCUAACUUUUCAAAAUUCAUCCCCUAAAGGAUGUCUAGCUAUCAAAGUAUUUUUGUCAUUUUUUUGUUGAUUUACAGCUGGUUACAAAACAUGUAUUUUUAGUAAAUUUUUUUAGUGUAUCCAUCACGCCCCUAAAUAAUUCAUAAGUAUGAAAUUCGGUAGCGAUAUAUGUAACCACACGAUGUGUAUAUUUAUUAUACAAAAUAUUAUACGUUUUCCUUUUACGUUACGAAUGGAAUUAUGUCCUUUUUAUAUAUUAUGAAAAGACAACAGUUAAACUGUGCGUAAAUUAUGAUCUCUUUCCACGAAUUUAACACACAUAUUAUAAAAAAGAGACAAUAUUGCUUAUUGGUGUGUCACCGUUGUAAAGGGGAAAUUGAGAAGGUAGAAUACAUAAAAGUAUAUUAAGUUAUUCUAUUUUUAUGUGUUAACAAUGAUAAAUCAUUCUAAACAUAAGAUUCUGAGCAGAGGUUAGUUAUACAUGUUUUAAAAUAUUUUAAUAUUUAUGACUUUUGUCAAAAUUGUAUUUUAAAACGCUUAUAAAAAAUAAUACUAUGUUACACUUAAAUUUGUUUGACCAUUAAGUAAACUUAUAAUAAACCUCGUGUUAAAUUUUCAAUUUUCGCAAGUUUUCUGGUUGAAGAGUUAUUUACAGAUAAAAAAAAAAAAAAAAAAAAAACAAUGCAUCAUAUUAAAACUAUUAAUUUUAUAAUAUACUUUUACUGUAUACUAUAAUUUAUUCUAUUAUAAUAUCAACGGUAAAAUAUUCUUCGCUCCAUUCAGAAUCUCAAAUAACCGUACCUACCUACUGAACGACCUAAUGAUGCACUCCCAUGAUAUUUGUUUGUCCGAUUUAAUUAUUCACACUAAUCGUACUAUAAUGAUAUUCUUCAGGGAUUGUUUCAGAACAUUUAAUUGAUAUGAGUAUUAUGGUUUUGUGUCAAUAAGGUGUCAGCAUUUUCUACAAGAAUAUUAGGAACACAACUAGCUGAGUCGAGGAAGUCGAAUAUAUAUGAUGAUGUUCAUAGUUUAUUAUUUACUAUUGUGAUACAAUAUAAUAUUUUGCUUUAUACUGUGUAGAACUAAAAUGUAAACUAAUUAUCUGAUAUAUGAGUGUAUUUGUUAUAAAUUAGUACGAUAUUAAUUCAUAAUAGAAUGUUAUAAUAUAAAAUAUACAAAGCUAAAUCAUCAAUUUGCAAACAAUAUUUUAUGCAUUUUUCUGUUCUUCAUAUGAAAAAAUAGCACAUGACAGGUGAACCUGAUUAGUGUUUUUAAUUUACUCUAUAGAUUUCAAUUUUUUUUUUUUUUACUUUACUUGUAUAUAUUGCUAGAAAAGAUUUUUUUCCUAAUUUUUAAUCUAUAUUUAACCAAUUUCCUUUAGUCCAAUUAACUUAAAAUUUUGUAUGCACUCAUAUUUUCGAUAAUAAUACAAGAAUUAAAAAUCGCAUUUUUAUUCCUUUACCCGGUAAAGCUGUUUUAGUUAUUUUAUGAGUAUGGUUAGAAAAAUACAAUUUUAAAAUUUAGAUUUGUGUUUCAGUUAGAAAAAAAAAAAAUAUGUGUUAUAAUAUUUUUACUGUGUUCAGUUUCAAAGAAAUUAUUAAAGUUAAAUUAAUUUCAGAUAGCAGCAGUUCUGCAGCGUACAAGUCUAUAACUUUACUGGGGUUUGAAUAUUUAAUUGGGUUGCGCGAUUACCCGAUGUUCGAUUUGAUCGUGUGGGCGUGGAGAGUUCAAGAAAAAUUAAUUGUCGUCGACACCGGGUUCAUUCAACAAAACCAAUCUUUGCAGAUGUAAAUAACGUCAGCAGUUGUCAUCAGUCCGGACAGGGCCGUACACUCGUAUCCAUAUUAUAGAAUGUCUGUGAUUUUUUUUGUUUUUCCAGAUUAUUAUCAACCGGACGUGAAAUCUAUCUAAGUCAAACGGAACGUGACGUGAAAUGUAAACUCCAACUCUGGACGCUGUUCGUUAGCUGCAAGACGGUGUACGCGAAAAACACUCUGGUCGGGUUGCAGGACGACUCGAAUGUCGGAUCGGGCUGUUGGACGUCCAGCGGUUGGUUCAUUUUUUGUGAUUUGUCAAGGAAUGCUGUUUACCGUACACAGCCAUGUGCACCGAAUCCCGAAAUGUGCAUAGAGUACACUAGAAACGAUUCCGAACAAACUCCGGCAUUGGUAUGUUCUAUAGGACAUAAUAGACAAGGGUUUGUGCUAUACACGUCCAACGAAUUGAGGGUAAGCCGUUUUGCGAAUGCACGUUGCGCACACAAUGAUAUUGUAAUAUUAUCGAUUGGUUUUAAUCGUUUUCAUGUCACUCUGUGUAGUGGUUUAAGGACACCAAGGGCGUUUUUACGGAAAUGUGGAAAAUCGUCGUCAACCAUAGACUGCAAUGUAUAGUAGCCGGAGAAAACGAUGUUUACGGCUGGACAGAAGAGGUGGUUUUAAUUUGUUUAUAUUAUGAUAUUGUGGAAAGAGGUCAAUCAAUUUUUAUUUUUGCAGGGUUUUCUGCUUGAACUGACAAAAAAAAAGGAAAACGUAUUAAAAAUCUAUGGAACAAGUAUCGAGUAUUUUACAUUUAUCAAGCCUACCGACGAAACGGUCGCAACUAUCAACGAGAAAAACGUUUUGCAACUGUGGGACGUGUCUACUGGAGUACUUGUAAAUACGUUUACAAUAACUUUGACAGUAGUAAUACAGAAUUAUUUAAUAUUUCGUCUUCAUGUUUUAUAGAAAAGCGAGAUGAAUUUAACCGGAAUUGCAACACACAUAAGCAGCUAUCCAUUUGAUAACUAUUUUACAAUUUCGUUUAAAAAUGGGAAAGUGGAACUUUUUAAAACUCUCAAGAAUAAUGAUUUGAAGCGCAUUGCUAAAAUGGUAUUAUGUGACGAAGAGAUAUCUUCGGUACAUUUUUUACGUGGACCAAAAUGUAUAGCGGCCAGUUUUCCAACUGGUCGAUUUUAUUUUAUUGAUGUAAGUUUACGAUAAGCUAACAAUUUUUGAGAUUUUUAUGGUGGAUUUUUUUGAUUAUUCAAUGAAGUCUAGUAAGUCUAUAGGUGCCUAGAGAUCAACACAAUAAAUAUUAUCUAAAAAGAUGAGAUUUACAGACAUCCAAAAAUUACUAAAACAUCUUUUUAUCGUGUACCUGACGUAGUGAAAAUAUUAUUCAUUUUUUAAAAUAUUUAAUUGAUAAAUAAUGUGAGUCUAAUAAUUGAAACUGUAGUCAGAUAUAAAAUUACCUAUGUUUGAAUAAAGUUAACCAAAUUAUAACCAAUAAAGGCACUUAGCAAAAGUACAUUGUUAUGUUUGCAUUCCCGUUUUUUUUUUUUGGUUUUCUGAAAAGGUGGCAAUAAACUCUACGUACCUAAGGUCCUUGUAUAGUCUUACAUGAUCCUUUUGAAUUUUCUAUUUAAUAAUUUGUGUUAUUUUUUUUUAUUAGGUAGAAAUCUAACCUUUUUUGAUAGAAUUACCUACUCAAAGUUCUUAGUAUAUAGAGUUAUACAAAUAAAUAUUUUUAUUUCAAAAGGUUUUUAAUUUAAUAAUUAUGUAUAUGGAUGAGAAGUUGGGAAGGUAGGAUACAUAAAGUUAUUUAAUUUAUUUUAGCAAGCAACGAUAAACCAUCACUAACAAAAUUCGAUUAUGAGUGAAGUUCAUUUAUAUAUGAUUUAAAAGGUCGUAAUAUUUACGAUUUCCAUCAAAAUUUGAUUUUAAAACGAUUAUAUAAAAAAUACUACAUUACACUUUACUUUUAAUUUUACUCACUAAGUACAACUCGAUCAAAUAAUUUUAACCACAUAGUACACACCAAAGAAAAAGUACGUAAAAAUAUCUAGAAAAUAUAAAAUGCCUAUAAUUACUCAUAGCUUAAAAAUAUUUUGAGAAUAUUUAAAAAAUUUGACCACGUCUAUAAAAGGCCAAUAUAAGUUUUCUAUCAAAAAGUCCCUUCGAAUAUUUUUAACUAAAUUUUACAAUAAUAAACAGAAUUGAAUAACAAAAUCAUUAUUUUCGUUGGUUUUCAAUUGGAACAAGUUCAAAUUCAAAAAGAUUUUUACAAACAGAAAAAAAAAUAAAAAUAAAAAUGAUAGUAAAAACCAAUAGAUUCCUUACUUCACUAAAAAUCUAAAAUAAAAUUAUUCUGAUCAAUUUUGAUCAAACAGUUCUAACUAUUUUAUGAAAUAUAAUAUAUUUAUUAGAUUGUAUUGGGACAAAAAUGUUCAGUUUUAAGAGAACAUCAUUUGGAAAAGCAUGUUAUUGACAUUGAAAUAAUCGAGGAUGGCAAAUCAUCGAUUCUAGCAGUUUUGUAUAAAAAUGAGCAAACUGCAGGAAUAACUGGAAAUAAUUUUGUAAUAUUCGAUACAAAUUUGAAUGUAAUUUUUGAAUAUGAAAAUUCUCAAUUUUACUACACGUCAAUAUCUAAAUGGAAUUCGUCUGAUGUACCCGAUGUAAUAAACAUAGCUUUUAACGUAAUGCUAUCAAAAUGUAUUCACUUAAUGCGAAUAAAUAUUGUUCAGGUAGCUACUUUAUAUUUUAUACUUUAUUCAUGGUUACGACCAUUUUAUAAAUUUAAAAUAUGUGACGUUUAAAGGCGAAAAUUGUAGAGUUGAAAGAUAUACCGUUAGAUCAUAUGCUGAGACAAGUUGAAGUAUCCGUUGGGAAAAAUAAUUUUGUUACAUUUAGCUACGAUGGUAUAUACAAUCUUUAUGAAUUCGAAGAUAAUGGCGAGUGGAAAAAAAUUGUUUCGGUGAAUUGCAGUCGUUGGCAAACUGGAGGGUUGAAAUUUGCACAAGUCGAUUUCAACGGUUAUAAUAUAUUAACAUUGGGCUAUCAAGGAAACUUUAUGUGCACAGGAUUUAAGUAAAUUUCUCGAUGACAAUUGCAAAUCAAAUACGAUAUAAAUUUUUGAAAACGUACUUAUUCCAGUGCAACUUGUGAUCAUAACAGAAAAUCGUAUGUCACCAAUAAAUCAAUAUUAGAAGAUGAUAUUAUGGAUACGGAAGGAAUUGGUUUCGAAGACGAUUCAGAAAGUAGGUCAAAUUAUUAUGUUCUGAGACAGUCGGUGUAUUCAUUAGUUUUACUAUUUUGUAGUGCAAAAUCGAAUGACUUGGACGAUGAUCAAUGAAAGUAAUAAAUUGUACGCAGAUAAUGUUUCAUACAGUACACAAAAAAAUGAAAUAAUACGAGAAUUUAAUAACAUAAAAAAAGAGGUAGUAAAAACUUAAAUUAUUAUUAACUUUAAUUAUUAAAGUUAUAGGCUGAAAUAGUAUUUAAUUUUUUGAAAUAUUUUUUAAGAUUUAGGUAUGUGUUAUUAAAUAUUUUUAUUUUAGCUUCUAACAUUACUGGACACGAAUGUUAAUGCAUCUGAAGAUACUAAAAUAAAUAUAGUAGAAUUUGAUUUAAACGUGGAUUAUAGACAGGAAUUCAGAGAAAAAAGUGAAAUCGAACGUCAAAUUUAUAAAGCAAAAAUCCUUGGUGAUAUAAGCAAGUUUAAAAUUGAGACCAAAAAUAUAUUGAAAGAAUAUUGGGAAUGUCUUUCCGUUAAACCAAAGGCUGUACAUGUACGUAUAAUCAAAUCAAUAAUAAAUUUGGCACCAAGAUGAAUAUGUUACAUAGAUUAGUAUCUAAAUGUCGGUAUGCUAUAAAACAGAAAAAUCAGUCAACUAGAAUUCAUUGAGCAUUCAUUGAGUUUAAAGAAUAUAAAUAUGAUCAAUGUCUUUUAUAUUUUAAAUGAUAAUUCAAACAGAUUUUUUAAAAAGUAGCUUUAGAAAACGUUCUAAUAGAAAUUAAUUUGAGUUAGUUUAUACAAUUUAAGUUUAGAUAUAAUAUUCAAAAUAUACUAAUUUCUCCUUUUAUAGACAUACCUAAGUAGAUUUCCAGGUUUUCUUUAUUGAGUGACAACAUUGUUUUUAAUAUUGCGUACAUUUAAAUAUAGAUUUAUUUAUUUACUUUGUUAUAUUUGAGUAUAUUAUAUACUUAAAAUUGAUAUUAAAAUAUAAAAAUAUAUAUAUUAUGUAUUAUAUUAUUAUAAAUAUUUUAAUUCUACCUUUCCCCCCCCCCCGUUCGAUCACCUUUGAAAAUCAUAAACAUUUUUUAAUGUUUAAUUUAAAAUUUAUUCGAUUUCAGUGUUUACAAAAAUUAUACAAAGUUGAUAACUAUCCGAUCAGCAUACAAGAUCAAAAUGAUAUAAAAAUAGCAAAUCAAAUUAUAGAAAAGAGAAAAUUAAUCGAAGAAGACCCAUCAGCAUUAUCAAUCAAUCCAUCAACUUUCACGUAAAGUAUAUAAAUAAAUAUUGCAUAGAUCUCUAAACAAAUCUACACAUUUUUUUUAGAGACUGGAUGUACGACGAAACGUCUUUGACGGAGAGCGAUUAUAAAGAAAAUCAAGAUUAUUUAAUGGGAUCAAUUAGUUAUAAAUUAAUUAACAGUCAUAAUGAAAAUUUAAAUUUUCAAAAUAAUUAUUAUCAAUUAGAAAAAGCUAAUGAUGAAAUAGUUUUACUUAAAGUAAGUAAAAUAAUAAAUAUUUUUAUUUUGACUAAUUUUUACAGCGAAACCGGUUCAAUAACAAUUUUUCAAUAUUUCAAUACUGGAUACCGCACAAAUGUACAUAUUCAGUUUUAAAAACUAAAUCAAAACCUAACAAAUAUAUAACCGGUUUAAAAAACCGGUUAAUCAUAAACAUGUUCAUUUAGGUACUUUUAAAGUAAUUCUUAACUACUCAGUUACAAUUUAGUUGGUAAUACAAUAUCCGAAGACGAUACGUGAUUUUUAAAACAUUAUUCAUUAUAUUUUAUUACUAGGUAUUAUUAUUUUAACUUUUAUUAUUAGUAUUAUUAUUAUAAUACAUGUUUACAGAUAUUGCUUUGAUAUUUUAAUAUUUUAGAUUCUGAGUGGAGCGAUGUUUUACAAAGAUCUUCAUUUUUUUUUUUUUUUGUAAACUUUGCAACUUUUCUACCAAAAUAAUUGCUCAGAUUUUUAACUAUAGCACCUUUUCUGAACAGAAAUCGGUGUGGGGAGGUCAUUUUUCGAUUUUCUCAGUAUUUUUCAAAACUUUUUAUUAAUCUUAAACAAGGCUGGAAUUUAUUUAAUAUCGGUUUUAAAAUCAAUAGAUAUCAUAUUUAAUUGCUAAUAAUAUUAUUUUGUUUUUACUUGUAUUAGUUCAUCAUUAACAGAUUAAAAGUAAAUUUUAAUGAAAUAUUCAAUGAACUGUUUGUUAAAAAACAAGUUCAACUAAAUAAUUUAAAGGAACAUAAUAACAGUUUACGUGAAAUCGAAAGUGAAUUCAGAUUGGCUUGCAAAAGUAUUAUGCACAAAUAGGCUCUUACAACAAAUAAUUUUAUUUCAUAUUUAUUAUGUUUAGUGGAAUCCACUGAACUUUCAGUAGUGGAUUUUGAAUGGAAUCAAUACGAAGAAACUGAAAAGCUUACAUGUGUUAAAGACGAUGAAGUUCCCUUAAAAUUUUAUAAUGUUUUAUCAAAUAAACAAAUGAUGAUGGACGCAAAUUCAGCUAAAGAAGAGCAUAACGCACAAUCGUUAACGUUUGACAAUUUUAGACGACAGGCACUGAUCACUAUGAUGGAUGGUGUUUUGGAAAAAAGAUGGGAAGAUGAGUUGAAAAAAGAUGUGCCUAAACCUGAAAGCAUUGUGCGUGUGUAAAGAGUUAAUUAUCCUAAAAGUAUAUUAUAACGACUAUUGUUUUUAUUUUAAGUUAAAUAAAAAGCCAGAAAAUUAUACAGAAGAAGAUUUUAAAGAUCUAAAAGAGUAUGAUAAUUUAGUGGCGAUUAGAAAUAACGAGAGAUUGAAGUACAAAAAGAUUCUUGAAGAAAAAAAGGCAAACAUCAUUCAACAAAUCAAUAAAAGCAUAGAUGAAUUUGAUAAUAAUGUAUUCGAAAUUUAUAAAAUCAAAUUGAAAUACAAUGCAGCUAUUAAUCAGGAGAAUUUAAAAAUUAAUAGAAUUUCAAAAAUGUUAAGCGAUAUCGAUUACCGAAAGCAACAAAUUAAACUACAUGAGUUAGUAGUUCAGUACUUCAAUACCAAUAAUAUACCAUCUAUAGUCAUUUAUGUUUGAAAAUGUAAAAAUUUUAUUGAAUUUUAAAAUUAUAUUUAUAGAAAAUCUAUUUCGGAAAUAGAAAAAACUAUUACCGAGACUAACAAAAAUAAAAUUAACACUGAGUUGAUCCAUGGUUCUUUGAUUAAUAAUAUAGAAGUAUUGAAGCAAAAAGAUAACGAUCUUCAAAAACAUUUCAAAUCCGUAUUUCCUUCCAAACUUAUAUAUGAACAAGCACUAAAUGCUUACAAGUAAAACACAUACAUUAUAAAUAACCUAAUAUUAUAUCAUCCCCUUAUUGGUACUAGACCACCACAAAUCCGAAUUUCAAUUUUUUGAGUUAAGGCUACAGUAAGUUAGCUAGUAAUUUUCUCCACAAAAUGCUAAAUUGUUACAAGUCGUAGUACAAUCAAUACAUUUGUAAUAAAAUUGUUUGAAAUGAAAAACUGACACAAAACUUAAUGAGGUAGUUUUGAUAUUCCAAUUAAAUAAUAAGCUUCAGAUAACUUAGAUAAUUCCAAAGUAUUGAAACUAAAGCUCUAACCAUUUGGGAGCAUAUAAUAUUUUAAAAUUGAAUUUUUCAAAACUAUACUUUUUGAAUUGUGGCGGUUUUGUACCAAGGGCGUGGUGUAUUUGUAUUUAUUUUACAAAUAUUUUUUUUAUAUUUAGUCGAAGACCUAAAUUACAAGGAGACAGAAAUUAUUCACCAUUACUUGGUUAUCAGUUUAUAAAUAAUAUAAUAGACCCGGGCCAUGACAAAUCAAAUCUUUUGAGCUUCGAAUUCGUAAAAUACUUAGACACACUUAGAGUUUAUGACGAUUACAAAUAUGUGGAAGACAAUAAACUGAAUAUGGACAAGGAAACUUGGCAUAAAGUUUGCAAUUUUAGACGAAUCAAAAUUGAAUCUGAAUUUAAAAUCAGAACUUUCGAAAAAGACGUGACAGAAAAAGCUAAUUUAUUAGACAACCUAAUACACGAUAAAGAAGAAAAUGAACUUUUGAUUAAAAAAUUGAAAUCAUCUAUUAUUAAAUUAGAAAAUCAAGAUAAACACUAUGAAAAUGAUAGCGAGGUAAGAAACGUAGAUUGUAGCUUGUGAAUAGUUUUAACAACAUUCUUACUUGGUUUUUGUACGAUUUUUUUUAGAUUCAAUUAGUAUUAAAACAAGGGAAUAUCCAUGUCCAAACAACAGGGCACCUAAGAGAUUUUUAUAACACCACACUUUUACCCAAAAGUUUUAUCGAAGCAAUAAAUUCGGAAAUUAAAGUAAAUAAAUUUGACUUACAAAAUUUUCUUUAUAAUAAUGAUACAUAUUUUGCUAUACUGACUUUCCUAAAGCAUUUUACUUAUUGACUAUGUAAUACUAGUCAAUGUUCUUCUUAUAUCCAGUUGACUCACUUCUGUCUUGAUUUAGUUCAUUUAUAAAUGAAAUAAAACAAUGGGUUAUGAUUUAUGAUGUCUCAUUUAAAAUGCUUCCUCUAAUCCCAAGGAGGUCAACUAUUCCUCGAGUUGUUUUCUGUAUUUUUAAAUAGUUCAAACCGUAUAUCACGACAUGCACGUCUAUUGGACUUUUCCGAUGACAUAAAAUUGACCCUUUACAAGAUUACAAUAAUCUUCAAGCCAAUAUUAACUUUCUCGUGUUGUAGGCUGAAAACCUACGAUUGUCCUUUAACAUUUCAAAAUAUCAUUUCCUACCUACCUUAAAUUAUAUUAAUUUUGACACGAUAAUGAAUCUAAUAAAAUGCAUAUUAUUUAGGAAACAGGGAAGAUUAAAAUUGACGUGUUAUCAACAUUUUUGAAAUUCAAAAGUAAAUACCAACUCUUAGAGUCGGAACUUAAAAAUCUAAAAGAACACAAAAUUGAAUUGUAUAAAUAUCGUUAUAACUACAUAACAUCUAUGAAGAUGACCGAGAAUAUAUUACAUUAUCUCAAGUUUAAAGCAAAGGGUAUAAACAUUGCUAAACAAGCUGAACAAAAUGUAGAUAAAAGUUUAGCAGGGAUGCAAAUCGUAAGAGAUACUUACGUUAUAUAUAACGCUAUGAUUUAAAUACAUUAUCUAAAUAAGAAUAAUUAUUAUUUUAUUUUUUUAAAUUUAAGCACCAUUCAAAAGAAAUAGUACAGUUAAAUCAAUUUAUUGACGAACUCUCCACCAAGAUAAAAAAAAUUAAACGAGAAAACGAAAAAAUUGAAAAAGACAUCGAUUUGACAAAUCUCAAAUUAUCGGAAGUAAAGAAUACCAUUGAUCACAGUUUAACUAGUAAACUAACAUUAAUUACGGAUACAAGGUGAAUAUAAUAUUUAAUUUUUAAAUGUAUUUUAGCGUAAUUUAAUUGUUAUAAUUUUGAACAUCCUACCAAGUAAUCCAUAAAUAUAAUAUUUACUAUUUGCGUAUCAAUGGAUAUAUAUUUAUAUAUAUACAUUAUUUAUGCUAAAAUCAAUAAUAUAUUAUUAUAUUUCGUUGUAGAUUGAAAAAUGUUAUGCAACGUUCUAAAAUUAUGUCAAAAAUAAUGGAUCUUCAUAAAGAAGUUUACAUAUUGGAGACAGAAUUGGAAUUAUUACUCUUGAAAACAUAUCCUACACUAAAUAAUACUGUCACUGUUAGUUAGUGUUCAUAUUGCAUCUUAAAUUUAAUAUUGUGUUGAUAUGACGUACACAUCUCCACCUCCUUUAAAAUUCGAAAUUUUUCUUGACUUAAUAUUUAGUGCAUCAUUAAUAUUGGAAGCAGGGUUACGAUUUGCGUGAUUAAUUAUUAAUGCAAUUAUAUUUUAAGGCCCUUUUUUUUCUUUAACCCCUUUAAUAAGGCCUUGGAGUGUAACAUCUCAAGCAAUUUAUUCAAGGUUUUUUUUUUAAUUAUUUUACAUAGAACGUCUAUUAUAAACUCAAAAUCAUCAAUUAGUGACGACUGUCUAUAAAAUAUUUUUUAACUAUUUUAUUAAAAAUUAAGAAAAUCCACCUCAGAAACACAAUUUAACAGAAAAACUGACUUAAUUGGCUAAAAUUUUUGCUAUGUACAAUAAAUUAUUAAAUUCAUUGGAUUUAGAAAACAUGAUGGCAUUUUUCGCUUCAAAAAAGGCCAGGAAAAGGUCUUUCCAAGGCGCCUUGAAUGUUUUAAUUUUUUUUUUUUAUUGAAAUAGUACACAUUUAUAUAAACCAAAAAGUGUAAUAUAUAGAUAUAAAUAUAAAUAAUAAAUGUAUAAAAGUAAAAAUUUAAAAAAAAAAAAUGCCUCACAAAAUAAUCUAGUCGAGCUCUCGCAAAUUGUGACGUUCACCCUGCUAUCUAAUACUAUCGAGUCAUUUACAAUUAGACCAAGGAAAAUGUCACAUUUUAAAAGUAGAGGAGAAGGGAGGGGGAAAUUGUACGCGUUGACAGUUCAUUGUGAAAAUAAAGAAAUAAUAAUGGUCAUAUAUAUUGGUGCACCAGAAACAAAUUAAUUCCGUACAAUAACGAACUACUCUCGAACUGUGAAAAGAAAUAAUAGAGACCAUUCCGUAAGCAAAAAAAAUAAAA
Molecule: messenger RNA, 15446 nt
Organism: Cinara cedri
Lineage: Eukaryota; Metazoa; Arthropoda; Insecta; Hemiptera; Aphididae
Source: the annotation of a GenBank genome assembly